Symbiodinium sp. CCMP2592 is the source of this 3816-nucleotide messenger RNA. The record is from the annotation of a GenBank genome assembly. Lineage: Eukaryota; Dinophyceae; Suessiales; Symbiodiniaceae.
AUGUCGAAUCAAAUGGGUUUUGCUCCACCUCCGAGACAGACCUUGGAUCGCAGCUUCGUGGAGACCAUUCAACAGCUCUUGGGCACGGACAACGCUCUGAGAAAUGCAGCAGAAACGCGAUACGACACGGCAAAGAGGAACGAGCCAGUUACAGUUGUAGCAUCGUUAGUCGCGGUCCUGCAGCACUCAGAACUUGAAGUAGCUGUGCGUGAGCAAAGCGCCGUGCUGCUGAGGCAGUGCUGCAGCAAGGUCAAAGAUACCGAUUCUACGUGGCAAAAACUCGGUGCAAAUCAGGAGGAUGUCAAAGAGAAGCUUUUGCAGUUGCUGGAGGCGGAGCCUGCGACACAAGUGCGGAAGAAGGUUUCAGACUGCAUCCAAAGCCUGGGGAACCAGAUCAUCAACGUCGAAGAGAACCAGCGUCCGCAAAACAUUCAGGAGUGGCCUACACUGAUGCCUAGCCUUUUCCGCAUAAUCUGCGACAAGAGCAAGGACAGCAGCCUCCGAGCAGACUGCCUCUGGAUAGUGAAGGAGCUAGUUCUCUCCGUCUGGCAAAUGCUCGUCGCCAACACUACUCAAAGUGGCCAGGUGCUGCACACGUGCUUAGAAGAUUCCGCUGAUCCUGUUCGUGCGGAAGCUGCCGCGCUUGUCACUUCGCUCGUAGACAGCAUCGAGAAAAAAGAGGAGCGCAAGCCAUUCCAGCCUCUCAUACCGGAGGUGAGCCGAGUAACAGCGCAGCUAGCAUCCAGCGCAGAUGCCAAGCAUUUGAACACGGUACUGCUAUCGUUUCAAGCGACGGAGACUGCAGACUUCUACAAGCAGCAUAUCGCGUCACAUCUGAUGCCAGUGCUCUGCGGUAUUGCGAAGUCACACCAAGACAACUCGUCUCGGAAGUAUGCGUUCGAGGUAAUUAUCACCUUCAUGGAGAGCAAGCCGAAAAUGAUGGUGAAGAUCCCGCACUACAUUGAGCAGGCGCUGGACCUCUGCAUGCACUUCAUGAUGCAGCUGAACGAUGACGUAAGCACAUGGAUGCAGGAGGACGACGAGACCGGAGAAGAUGAUGAAGAGGCCUUUACCUUCGGUAAGGAGGCCGUCGACCGGCUCAGCCGCUGUGCCGCCAAGGUAGAUGCAUUCCUGCCAAUGCUCGAAGCCUUGAAGCAGGCUGUGGCGAAGUUGUUCCAGACAGGUGACUGGAAGCAGGUUGUCGCUGGCAUUUCCACCCUCACGAUGAUUGCGGAAUAUGUGGAUGAUGAGGCCACUGUGGCCCAGAUGCUGCAGGGCAUUAAGAUGCAGCUUGCCGCGACCCAUGCGGAGAAGACGCGCAACAUAAACAUUGGCAAUAUUUUGGCCCAAGCGACGGAUACGAACAGCCACGGAUGGUCCAAGUCUGGAUUGCUUACGCGCUGCCUCUGCAUCGGCAGUCUGUCUUUGUUGCUUCAGCUGGGCUUGGAGAUGACGCAGGAGGCCUUCUGCGCAGGAGCCAUCUCAGCACCCCUGCGAUCUUCAAUCGCAAUGUCAGCGCAGGAGGCGGCCCAAAGCGACCCGGAGUCGGAACUGCGGCAGAAGCUGACGCAGCUCCUAGGAAGAAAGCCGACAAACAGAGAUCUCAUCUGGCGGUAUGAAGCAUCGAUUGAGCUGCCUUGCUUGAAGAACUUCUCAACGAGCCUAGAGGGCCAGGUGAAGAAAUCUGGCAGUAGCCUCAAAGAUUGCAAGAGGAAGGUGUCCUCCGCCGUUUUGGCAGCUCUGGACUUUGAAAAGCUGAGCGCUGAAACAUCGAACAAGAAGGCCAAGAAGGCACCAGGAGAAUCCAAGUUUCAAGUCGGUGACGAAGUGGAAGGAACAGUGACUGGGAGGUUUGAGAAAGGACUGGUUCUGCGGAUUGAUGGAAUCAAGGCCGUCCUGCCUGUCAGCGAGAUCUGCGAUGGUUUUCCGGCAGAUGUCCCAGCAAAGAACUCCACAAUGAAAGUUCGGGUGCUGCAAACCAACAACACCUUAAAAAUCACAUGUCGUGACAUCGGCGACAGGCCAAGUUAUGAAGGGCUAAAGGUCGACCGCUCCAUCACGGACAAGCUAGCGAUCUCUGAGAAGGUGGACGCCGAGGUUAUUGGCUUUGACUUCCAGAAAGCCUACCUGAGAGUUGUGAGUCCUUCUGAUCCCAGCAAGGCGACAAUUGCAGAUCUGGCGCGCAAAGACUUUGCAGAAGGUGCAGAGAAGGAACUUCGGAUUGGCAGCAAAAUUCAGGUCCGGCGGAAGUAUGCAGCACGGACUCGGCGAGCUGUCGUAAGCAUGCGCGAUCCGAGCAGACGGCCAGAAGACAUCAGUGUGGGGGACACGCUGCCAGGGACCGUGGACAGCAUACUUCGCGGUCCGAGACCCGGAAUCUUCCUGGACGUGGGGGUUGACCGGCCUGCUUACAUGGACUGGCAGGAGUGUGGGGACGGCCACGAUCGAAAAGCGUUCGAAAAGCUGAGAGUCGGCAGGAACACUUCCGUUCGUGUGCUCAAGGUGGACGGCGAGCGGAUUUAUGUUACCAGGCGAUCUGGAGACCUGUAUCGUCUAACCUUGGACGGUGGAAAAUUAUCGAGAAACACCCCUGAGCUUAUGUCUAAAUUUAUGUCAAUCGGUUCGGACCGCGAUCUUGACGGCGAAGUGUUUCGCCUUUAUCCAACACAUGCCGUGAUAGCAGUCAAGUCACCGGAUGGUGAUGUGGCCGAUGGGUUCUUGGGAAGAUCUGAUUUCAGUGAAUCCUUUAGGCAAGAGGCUGCUCCGGGACUGGCCGUGAAAGUGCGCACACGGCCUGGACAGAAUGUGACGGGGGCGCACGUCAUGUUGACAAUGCUAGAUGCAGCCGUGAGCGGCAACGAGAAGCAGGAUGACACGGAGCCGGCAGAUGUGGUGCCUGAGACAGAGACUGAAAGUGAGCCGGCGGAUUCAGCGGAGGCCGCGCCGAGUGAGACACCGGCUAUCGGUCACAAAGCUUGGUGUGUGCAGCCUGUGUGCUACCACUAUGUGAUAGCACUUCGGCAAUUCACGUUUGAAGACGCAUCUUGUCGCGAUGACACGGGUGUUCGACAUGAAGUGGGUAGGCGCGUUCGCUACACGGCCUGGGGUGCAAUUGCACAGUUUUCAGAGGAUCACACAGAUGUGCUCAACUCAGAGGCUUGGACAUCGCAGCUGCUCCCAGAAUUCUUAAAAGGCCUUGACGACACUUGCGAGCGAGUGUGCCUUCGCUGCAUGGAGGCCUUCCAGCACUUUGGUGAGUCUGUCGAGCGUGAGGACCUGGAGCCUUUCGUCCAGCCCAUGAUGGAGAAGCUUGGCUCCAAACUGCAAGGCAACGUGAAAAGACAGAAGAAGGCGAUUACGUUCAUUGCAGUCAUUGCUGGACAGGUCGACGAUGCCUUUGCUCCAUACUACGGACAUCUCAUGCCUUUGUUGAAGCAGGUGAUUGAGAGCACUUUGCACAAGACAGAGGAGCGGCAGCUUUUGGGCAAAUGCUUUGAAUGCAUUUCCCUCCUGGCACGAGUCUGUGCCCCAGAUGUCGAAUCGGUCUUUAUCUUGGUGCUCGAGCGCGCUGCAUAUAUACAUAUAUAUAUAUACACAUGUGUAAGUAAUGUAUAUACUGCAUACACAUACAGCAACUUAUAUGUGUAUAUUUUUUUAUUCGUUUGGCCUGAAGCGUGGUGCACUCGGGGAGUGGCUUUCACUCCCAACUCACCGUCACAAGAUGCCCACUCGUCGGUAGGCCCCAUGUGGCAGCAUGUUGAAAGGCUAAGGUGCGCACACAAACGACAAAAAAUUCAAGCUCAGCAGCGCGAAUGA